Aspergillus heteromorphus CBS 117.55 is the source of this 1736-nucleotide messenger RNA. RefSeq names its product Zn(II)2Cys6 transcription factor. The coding region runs from base 188 to 1729 and encodes 513 amino acids. The transcript has 2 exons. Gene Ontology annotation, biological process: regulation of DNA-templated transcription. NCBI's taxonomy places the organism in Eukaryota, Fungi, Ascomycota, Eurotiomycetes, Eurotiales, Aspergillaceae. Gene Ontology annotation, molecular function: zinc ion binding; DNA-binding transcription factor activity, RNA polymerase II-specific. The record is from RefSeq and is a predicted model, not a curated record.
AGGACGACCGACGGGGUCAAGAAUAGUACAAGUGCAGUGGUCUGCGACGCGGGGGGCCCCCUCUCCGGACUCCUUCUCUCCGACAACCCCCCUCGAGCCCAAUUGAAUUUAAACCCAGAAAGAGCACCCGCUUGAGAACGAGACAUAGCAGGUAGGAUGCUGAUCAGUCCAAAGACCGUUUCUCAUCAUGGUGGAAAUAAGACGACAACGGGCGUUCUCACAUAGGUCACGGACCGGAUGUCGCACCUGUCAGCUGAAUUAUUAUGUCUGUGCCCACAGGGCUCGACAUGUCAAAUGUGAUGAGGCCCCGGUUGCAUGCCACAACUGCACAGCCACUGGGCGCCGAUGCGACGGUUAUGACCAGAUCCUACCGUCCGCCCCCAAGGCGAAGGCUACCUCGAUAGCCGUGGCCCUUGCCAUGAGCCUCCCCGGCAUGUCUGAAAACGAACGCCAUCACUUUCAGUACUUCGAGAAGAAUACCAUCCCCAUGCUGGCGGCCUAUGGGGAUUCCGAUGUAUGGCAACAGCUGGUGCUGCAGAUGAGCCAAAAGGAGCCAGCUGUGUGCCAUGCCGCGGUCGCACUGAGCGCUAUUCAUGGGGAGUAUGAGCGGAAGGCUACGGGCAGUCGCUUUAUCAGCAGCCACCAUCGCUUUGCGCUGGAACAAUACAACCGCGCAAUGUCCACGAUCCACGAGCGCAUCCAGUCUAAUCACCCGCAGGUGCGGGAGAUUGUGCUCAUGUGUUGUAUUAUCUUCGUCAUCGUGGAGCUUUUUGAAGGCGCACCCAAAAAUGCCUUUACCCAUCUGCAGCAGGGGUUGAACAUCCUGAACAAUAGCCGGUCAGGUCGUGUGUCUAAAGCAGAAACUUCCCUUAAGACGGCGUUUCUGCAUAUGAAUUCUCACCGAGCCAAUUUUGAUGACCCCAAAGUGCUCGUCACGCUCCACCCUUCGCGAGAGCGCUUGGCUGAACCACCAUAUGAGCGGGACAAAUUUCACAGCCUGACUGACGCGAAAGACCGCUUUCGACCUUUGAUGUGCAACAUCUUCAAUUUACGAUCCCGCUGCACCUUUGUCCUCCGAGGUGACGUGGACGUUGACCCUCUGGAGUUGUCCGUGCAGCAGUGCCAGCUGCAGCGCCAGAUUCAUGAUUACCGGGAGGACUUUGAGAAGUUCGUCAGGUCCAAAUGUACCCGGAAGAGAUGGGGUCCGAGAGAGGCUCGUAAUGCAGAUGUGAUCCGGUUGUACAUUGCAACCAUGACCAGCGUUGCUGCUACCAUGCUGGACCCGACGGAGAUGCUCUUCGACCAAUAUCUAUCCGGGUUUAAAAGGGUUAACGAGCUCGUCGAGCAAAUCAUGGAUAGCUUCAAGUCCCAGUUUGGAUCCCUACCGGUCGUGAUCAUGGACAUGGGCAUCGUCCCAGCGCUGCUCUGGUCGUGUGUGAAAUGCCGCGACCUCAAGACCCGUAAACGGUCCUUACAAUUACUGCAAGCAUGGCCACACAGAGAAGCCAUCUAUGACACAACUCUGUGCUGCAUGGUUAGCAACGCGCAUAUCACCACCGAAAAUGAUGCCGCGGAUAAUUCGGGGUUUGUUCCGAUGUCAGCUCGCUUGACAACCCAAACGAUUAGGAUAACGGAUGAUCGGAGUCAUAUAGUUUUCGGGUACACACUGGCUGGGAUAUCUAAAUGGGGCGCGGAUACGAAUGAACGGUUGUUUCCGCUGAAGAUGUGAUGUACGA